GCGCGGCUGCCAUUGGCUGGCGCGGGCAGACGCGCGGCGCGCUGACGUCGGAGCGCGGCGCGCGGCGGAGACGGGCCGGCAGUGCGGGCGCCAUGAGCAAAGCGCACCCGCCCGAGCUGAAGAAGUUCAUGGACAAGAAGCUGUCGUUGAAGCUGAACGGCGGCCGGCACGUGCAGGGCAUCCUGCGGGGCUUCGACCCCUUCAUGAACCUCGUCAUCGACGAGUGCGUGGAGAUGGCGGCGGGCGGGCAGCAGAACAACAUCGGCAUGGUGGUGAUCCGAGGGAACAGCAUCAUCAUGCUGGAAGCUUUGGAACGAGUGUGAACCCCUGGAACACCCCAAACCCCAACCACCGGCUCCCUUCCCUCAUCCAAGAUGCCACCCACGAGUGUACAAUUAUUUUGGUUUUGUUAUUAAAUCACUUUUGUAAUGGUUGACCUAA
Molecule: messenger RNA, 441 nt
Organism: Passer domesticus (house sparrow)
Lineage: Eukaryota; Metazoa; Chordata; Aves; Passeriformes; Passeridae
Gene: SNRPG
Product: small nuclear ribonucleoprotein polypeptide G
Exons: 4
Coding region: 93-323 (76 amino acids)
Biological process (GO): spliceosomal snRNP assembly; mRNA splicing, via spliceosome
Cellular component (GO): SMN-Sm protein complex; U1 snRNP; U2 snRNP
Molecular function (GO): RNA binding
Source: RefSeq, a predicted model, not a curated record